Molecule: messenger RNA, 546 nt
Organism: Lottia gigantea (owl limpet)
Lineage: Eukaryota; Metazoa; Mollusca; Gastropoda; Lottiidae
Exons: 2
Coding region: 1-546 (181 amino acids)
Source: RefSeq, a predicted model, not a curated record
AUGAACUGCGCCAUAAAAGAUACAUUCGACACAUCGUUAAAACAGACCCAGAUCAUUCCUUAUCUUAAGCGUCCAAAUAUACUUGUUGGUAUUACCAAACAUCUGCCAAAAAAUAUCACAAUAAAUGUUGGUAAACGAAUUGGUAAUAAACCCGUUCGCAUAGUUGGUAAACGAAUUGGUGAUAAACCCAUUCACAUAGUUGGUAAACGAAUUGCCAAGGAACCCGUUGACAAAGUUGGAAAACGAAUUGCUGAUGAACCCGUUCACAUAGUUGGUAAACGAAUUCCCAAGGAACCGGUUCACAUAGUUGGUAAACGAAUUGCUGAUAAACCCGCUCGCAUAGUUGGAAAACGAAUUGCCAAGGAACCCGUUGACAAAGUUGGUAAACGAAUUGCUGAUAAACUCGUUCACAUAGUUGGUAAACAAGUUCCCAAGGAACCGGUUCACAUAGUUGGUAAACGAAUAGCUGAGGAACCCGCUCACAAAGUUGGUAUACGAAUAGCUGAGGAACCUGUAAUUGUUAUACGAAUAUUGAUUUCUGAGUAA